This is a messenger RNA of Fusarium poae, 3324 nucleotides long. RefSeq lists its product as uncharacterized. The transcript is spliced from 11 exons. Gene Ontology annotation, molecular function: ATP binding; ATP-dependent chromatin remodeler activity. Bases 1 to 3324 code for a protein of 1107 amino acids. Lineage: Eukaryota; Fungi; Ascomycota; Sordariomycetes; Hypocreales; Nectriaceae. The record is from RefSeq and is a predicted model, not a curated record.
AUGAGUACUAGACCGCAUACCAGUGAUACGCCCGACACAGGACAGCCGCUCCUCUUUGCUCCUGUCAGCGCAAAUGGACCAGAAGGCUGUACAGGCCUGCCGAAGGCCACAUCCACGCCUACCGUAUCUCAGCCGCAGCCGCAGCGAGAGGUCAUUAUCAUUGAGGACUCCCAAUGCCUUGGUGAUCAGCAGUUGAGCCCAAGUAUCGAAACAGCUGAGCAUCAGAUGUCCCUGGGACAAACACCUUGCGACCGUGUGAGAUCCGAUGUGACUCACCAACCAGCUAACCAGGAGCCUGGCAUCAAGCAAGAAGACGGGCAGGAGCCGUCUUUGUUUUUCUCACCUCACUUGAAUCAUGCCUUUUGGGAGGGGACGUCAUUGGGCAAUCACUUUGACAAGGCAGAGGGAGAAGGCGGUUUCGAGAGCGACACCGAGUCAGCUAUGAGUGACAACGACGAUUCCGACUACGUUGAUGACGAAGCUUCUGAUUCAGAUACAAACGAUCUCUCCACUUCUCGUUCCAAGAAAAGAGAUGAAGCGUCUCGCAAUAUAGAAGCUCGCUUGAAAGAUCUUGAAAACAAGAAAGGUAACAUCGUGUACCUCUCUGAGCAUAUGAGCCUCUCAGAAAAGCUAGAGAAAGAGCUCGAGACCCUUGAAGGCGAGAUAACCAAAUCCAAAGCCGCGCAGGCAGCGCUGAAUGCCCCAAAAAUACACAAACCCAAGCGCCGUCGACCCGUCAAGAACGUCCGGGAAUACUUUGCCCGGAAGCAUGAAGAUGAAGACAAGCGGGCCGCCGAAGACGCCACCAGAAAGCGCAAAGGAAGCGCGAAAGGGGGGGUUCGAAAGAAAAGAAAAACAAAUACAAUCAACGAGAAGGGAGGUGCUCAGAAAAUGAGCAGGAUCUUCGAUAGCAUGAACGGCAUCGAGAGUGUCAUUGCUGAAAACAACGCACCAGUCAUGCCCAAAGGCAAUGCGACGACCCAAAAAGAACUCUUCAGCCAUUACAAGAAGAGUAUCCCAGAAGGCAGCGAUGUUCGGCGCAACAGCACACAGCAGAGAGACCUCAAGGAAGCCUGGAAAAUGUUUGGCCCGAAAACAAUCACUGCUGCAGGCGACCGGUGUCUGAUGAAGGGCAUGCAAUUCGGCCUCUUGGACUACCAGCUCAUGGCUGUUGGCUGGAUGAUGUCUAGAGAAUGUGGGCGAACUCUCCCUUACGGCGGCAUUCUAGCAGAUGCUCCGGGUUUGGGAAAGACUGUUACUAGUCUGGCUGCCAUAAUUGGUAAUCCCCCUGAUAUUGACCCAGACAAAACGUUCUCCAAGGCAACGCUUAUUGUGGUCCCAAACAAAGACAUCGCCGAUCAAUGGCACCAGGAGGUAGAGAAACACUGCCGACCACCUUAUUCGGACUGGGUAUUAAAGUACAGGCCCGGUGGUGGUAUGACUCUAGCGCAAUUGAAAGAACAAUUGAUCAUCAUUACUACCUACCACACCAUCACCAAAGAGCUUCCUAAAAAGCCAGUAAUUGAGCGUCUCAAGGGAGACCAUGACGCCGAUUCGGAAAGUUUCAAAGAGGCGCUGAGGAAGAAAACUGACGGGUUGUUCAGCAUUAAAUUUCGCAGAGUCAUUCUGGAUGAAGCUCAUCAGAUAAAGAACAACGAUACCCGAGUCAAACUUGCCUGCUGUAUGCUCAGCAGCAAGUACCACUGGGCCCUGACUGGUACUCCACUGUCCAAUAAGUUGGAAGAGAUCUUCCCGUACCUCCAAUUCACCGGUUGCAAAUUCACAAAGAGCAUCCAAGAUUUUAGGAAAAAGUACAUUGGGAAUGAUUCAAACAAUGAUAACUUGGAGACGCUUAUCUCGAUGAUCAUGUUGCGACGAACCAACCAAGAUACCUUUCUAGGCCACAAAGUCCUACCUCUUCCCAAGGCCCAUGCCCACGACAUCAAGAUUUCCUUAUCGGUAAAGGAAACAGCAAUCUACAAUGCCAUCGACGAGUACUAUCGGAGAAUCAUCAGAGCUCUAGAAGCAAAAUUGAAAAAAGGAGGCGACCAGUCCCUGAAACAACAGAUCGACAGGGUCAGAUUGGCCCGCCAAGUACGUCUUCGGCAAGUUACGUCCCAUCCGUUCACGAUUGAGAAAAUCAUUCAAGAGAGAUUUCGCGAGGAUGACAUUGUGGGUGUUCAACGUGCACACAACAAAGCCAAGUCGAUCAUCCCGAUCUUGGAGAGCCUAAAAGAUGGUGACAAGGGAUCUCAUGGGCUCAUGCGUUUCAAGGCGGGCAUGUACCAUCUAGAGACCUUGAAAGAUGAUGUCUUUGGUGGAAACUUCGACAUGAAAGCCCUGUUCGAUCUGACUCUGAGCGAGGCAAACAUUCGUGGUAUUGCUUGCGGACUUUGCAAGAAAGCAAAACCACCCGUGAAGCCAGUCCGGUCUUCAGAAUGCCAACAUGUCUUUUGCCAGGGCUGUAUUCUCAAAGCCCUUGCCAGUGAAAAGGGAGGCCUGCAUAAAACCGGAGUUGCAUGUCCCAAGGACGACUGUGACAGCAACCUGGGUUAUGGCGAGACUUUUGACACAUUGGUCGAGGUUCAGGAUCGAGUGAAAGGUGAUGAUUCUUUCAAGGAGCCUGGGCGAGACAUCAACAAUGCCCGACCUCUUCGAAAGCCAAACGAGAACGGCUUCUUCAUUGCUUCAACUCAGGACGAAUAUCCAUUCCCACCAAGCUCAAAACUCACUACUGCGAUGGCUGUGUGUGCUCAGUGGUUGAUGGAAUCCCCCGACGACAAGAUUGUUGUUUUUACCCAGUUCAUCAUGACUGGAAAAGUCAUGGGCCGAAUGCUCGAAACUUUUGGUGUCAAGUUUGCCUACUAUUAUUCAAGUGGCUUCAGCGACAGUCAGCGAACCAGGUCGAUCAAAUCAUUCAAGACUGAUCCAGAUUGCAAAGUCCUGAUUGCUGGCCUGGGAUGCGGUGCUCAGUCGCUGAACCUGACUGUUGCCAACCGAGUGCUCAGUAUUGAGCCGUGGUGGAAUCGGACCCGAGAGCUGCAAGCUUUUGGCCGCGUCCACCGCAUGGGACAGGAAAAGGAAUGCACCUUCGUUCGCAUCAUGACUCAAAAAUUUAUUGAUAGCCGUAUCGAUGAGCUCCAGCAACAAAAACAAGAGAUCAUUGAUAGAGCACUACAGGAUGAUGGACAUGUUCCCACUCCGCUCAGCGACGUUCAGCUUCGCCAGCUGAUCGACCCGGAUAGUAGUCCAGAAACUCUGGAACAAGAAAUCAAGCAAGCUUUGGAAGAAGCUGGCAAGCUUGACGAGGGCGACGAAGACUAG